UCAUCUUCAUUUCAUAUCAAAACCAAAGAGCAAACAUACAGAGCUAAAGCCUCAAAGGUAAAAGCAUCUGGAUUUUUUAGCGAGAGAGAAUUAGUAGACUUUAAGAGGGGAUUUAAAGUUCGUGAGAGUCUGGGAGAUAUGGGAGUUUUGCAAAAACAAAAUGUUAGCAAUUCUGCUUUGCCAUUGUUAUCUCUAAACCAUGUAUCAUACCUUUGUAAGUCAGUUACCGAAUCAGCCAAGUUUUAUCAAGAAGUUCUUGGUUUUGUUCUCAUUAAAAGACCCUCUUCUCUCAAAUUUGAAGGAGCUUGGUUAUUCAACUAUGGAAUUGGGAUACAUCUUUUACACUGUAAUUCCAUUAAUGAUGUCCAACAAAUGCCAGUAAAAAUCAACCCCAAAGAUAAUCACAUUUCUUUCCAAUGUACAGACAUUGAACUUGUAAAGAAGAGACUACGGGAGAUGGGGAUGAAGUAUGAAACUGCCCUCGUCGAAGAAGGUGGUGUGUUCGUUGACCAGCUCUUCUUUCACGACCCUGAUGGUUAUAUGAUUGAAAUCUGCAACUGUGACAACAUUCCGAUUGUUCCACUAUCUGCAAGUGCAUGUCCCAUACUUAAUAAGCCCCGGUCCUACGUAGCUGCCAAGAAGAGUAAAGCACUUAAUGCUGUAGAGAUGGAGACGCGGAUGAUGGAAAGCUUGUUUGCCAACAUGAUUGAUAUUGCCAUGUAGAGAUCUCAAAUUAAAAUACCAUUUAAAGUUCUAAAUGUCUGAGCUUUCAUAAUACAAAUUUCAUUUUUGAACAAUUUUAGGGUUUGUUGAUAA
Papaver somniferum (opium poppy) is the source of this 816-nucleotide messenger RNA. RefSeq lists its product as uncharacterized. The record is from RefSeq and is a predicted model, not a curated record. The transcript is spliced from 3 exons. NCBI's taxonomy places the organism in Eukaryota, Viridiplantae, Streptophyta, Magnoliopsida, Ranunculales, Papaveraceae. The coding region runs from base 139 to 723 and encodes 194 amino acids.